AUAAAACGUUAACGAAAAAGAAGGUGGGUAGCACGACGACGCAUUGCUCCAGGGCCAUGAAUACCGUGCACCCCUCAUCCGCGCGUGAGAAAUUCGCCAAAGCCACGCGCCCACGCUCCCAAAUCAAACGCUAAUGCUCCUUUGCCCUUCAUUCUCAUUUCGCACUAACGCACGCCUCUCGUAAUCCUCUUCCUCUUCCUCUUCAUGUUCUCGGAGCUCCGGCUCCACUAGCGGAGCCCCGGCUCAGUUCAAACCCAUUUUCCAACACAACAAAAAAAACCUAACUCCAUUUUCUCUCUUCCCUUUCGAGAUCUCGAAAAUGUCCAAACCCUGGGGCAACAUCGGAGCCUGGGCCGCCGAUUCCGAGCGGGCCGAAGCCGAAGAGGCCGAGGCCCAGGCUGCGGCCGCGGCGGUUGAGCCCCAAAGCUUUCCCAGCCUCAAGGAGGCCGUGAACUCCAAGCCCAAGAAGAAGAAGGGAACCACCAUCACGCUUUCCGAGUUCAACCGUGGCGGUUUCGACCAGGGCCUUACGCGCGACGAGAUGCUCACCCUUCCGACCGGGCCCAAGGAGCGUUCCGCCGAGGAAAUGCAGUUCAACCGCCUCGGCGGCGGUUUCUCCUCCUACGACCGCUCCGGCGGUCGCUCGCGCGACCGCGACGGUGGCAACAACGAAGGUUCGUGGGGCGGAGGAGGCAGAAGAUCCUACGGUGGAUUCGACGAGGAGCGCAGGGGUCCGAAUCCUAGGGUUUCGGAACUCGAUCAGCCGUCCAGGGCUGAUGAGGUUGAUAAUUGGGCGUCCGUGAAGAAAUCUCUCCCUGCCUACGAUUCCGGUCGCCAGAAUCGCUAUGGUGGUGGCGGAGGCGGCGGUUUUGGUGGUAGUUCUGGUGGUGGUGGUUUUGGUGGUGGCGGCGGUUUUGGUGGUGGUGGUGGUGGGGGCGGAUUUGGAGGCGCGUCUAGGGCUGAUGAUGUGGACAAUUGGGCGGUUGGUAAGAAGCCUGCUCCUGUUAGAUCUUCCAAUUUCGGUUCCAGUUUUCGCGAUUCCGGCGUGGAGCCUGAUCGUUGGACGAGAGGGGAUCCGCCGCGUGAGGUUGAGCAGCGGACGGAGAGGCCAAGGCUGGUGUUGGAUCCGCCUCGAGGCGAUGGUUUGGUGAAUGAGUCUCCGGUGAAGGCGAUGAAUAAGGCGAAUCCGUUUGGGGCGGCGAGGCCGCGGGAGGAGGUGUUGGCUGAGAAGGGUUUGGAUUGGAAAAAGCUGGAUUCGGAGAUUGAGACUAAGAAGACGAGCCGUCCCACGAGUUCGCACUCUAGCAGGCCUUCCAGUGCUCAGUCCAAUCGUUCUGAGGGUCCCGGGUUGCAGGGGACCGAUGCUGUGGUUAAAUCCAGGCCCAAGGUGAACCCCUUUGGGGAUGCCAAGCCUAGGGAGGCUGUGCUGGGCGAGCGAGGCAUGGAUUGGAGGAAAAUUGAUCUUGAAUUGGAGCGUCGCUCUGUUGCCAGGCCUGAGACAAUGGAGGAAAAAUUAUUAAAAGAAGAAAUUGAUAAUUUAAAGAAGGAACUUGAGAAAGAGUCUACAAUAAAUUCAAAUAAGGAAUCUGUGGAUGAGGCUGGUGGAGACCAAACCAGUAGACAUGCAAUAUUACAACAGAAAGAAAAGGAGCUGGAACUUCUUAUCCAUGAUUUGGACGGCAAAGUUCGUUUUGGGCAGAAAGCCGUUGAAAGGCCAGGUUCAUCGGCAGGGAAGUCUUCUACUUUUUCUGAUCGGCCACCUUCUAGAUCUGGUUCCUUUGAGGAUUCUAGAAGUGUGGAUUUUACAGACAGACCUCGAUCUCGUGGUACAGGAGAUAUGUGGAUGCGUCCUAGUGAUGACAGAAGACAGUUUCAAGGUGGUAGCAGGGAAAGGGGAUGGUUUUCUUCUGGCAGCAGAAAUAGGUCAACGUCAAGAGAGAGAUGGUGAACAGCAGUUUUGUGUGGAUUAAGAGUUAUCUUCAACUUUUGAUGACCAGAACCUAAUACUACUAUUUUAUUACUUGUCUUUUCUAAUCGUUUUGUUCAUUUUACUCCAGGCAAUUGGAGCAACAAUCAUUGAGUACUGGCACUAAAACUUUUGCCUAAUCUGUUAUUGCAUCUCGAAACAUUGUAAAUUUGUUUUUCCCCUUCUGGUAAUUUUUUGGGUGUCUGGAUGAAGGCAGAAAGCCUUGUAAUUUUAUUAGGACUAAAUUGUUAUUGAGAAUCAUGGAACUUCCUAGUUAAUGUUAAUGUGAUAUUGUUCUGAAUUCUGAUAUAAAAUUAUUUUUCUUCAA
This is a messenger RNA of Glycine soja, 2294 nucleotides long. Its product is annotated as eukaryotic translation initiation factor 4B2-like. Bases 320 to 1948 code for a protein of 542 amino acids. Gene Ontology annotation, molecular function: mRNA binding; translation initiation factor activity. NCBI's taxonomy places the organism in Eukaryota, Viridiplantae, Streptophyta, Magnoliopsida, Fabales, Fabaceae. The transcript is spliced from 3 exons. The record is from RefSeq and is a predicted model, not a curated record.